Echinococcus granulosus is the source of this 3543-nucleotide messenger RNA. RefSeq names its product Mesoderm induction early response protein. Gene Ontology annotation, molecular function: histone deacetylase binding; transcription corepressor activity. The record is from RefSeq and is a predicted model, not a curated record. The transcript is spliced from 18 exons. NCBI's taxonomy places the organism in Eukaryota, Metazoa, Platyhelminthes, Cestoda, Cyclophyllidea, Taeniidae. Gene Ontology annotation, cellular component: nucleoplasm. Gene Ontology annotation, biological process: negative regulation of transcription by RNA polymerase II. Bases 1 to 3543 code for a protein of 1180 amino acids.
AUGACCGGACAUGAGGGUUCUAGGGCAGAGGAGGAUUUGAGAUUUCUCAAAAACGAAACACAUGUUUGGGAGUUUAAGGCAGCAAACACGGGUCAGAUUGUCAUUAGGAAGCGGUAUGUUCAUCUUUUUCCUGGCGAUGAGUUAACAAUCUUCGACGAUUUUGCUGACUCAAAAACCGAACUAGCAAGGUAUUCAAAGUGGAAUUCCUCUGCAAGCAAAGUUAUCUCUUCGGGCGACUCCAUCACUCUAGAGCUGACUAAUAACGCUAACCUAUCCGUACCAGUGCUGGAAGAUGCGAGUCACAUAUUUGGCUUUAACUUCACCUUGGAAGAGGCUGGUUUCUGCUCACCCAAUGAUUCUGACCGCGCGUCUUGUGAAUUUCCUCAGGAACAGCGUUGUUAUUCGGUGGCGGAAGAUCGGUGUGAUGGUUCCUGGGACUGCCCUUUAAACGGGCUCGAUGAGAUUAGUUGUUCAUGCCCCUCUGUUACAGAAUUCGCCUGCGCAGAUUUUUCUGUCUCCGGAUCCUGUUACAGCUUGGCUCAGCGAUGCGAUGGCGUUUACCACUGUACUGACAAAUCCGAUGAGGCAAGUGGUGUCAUGAUGAAUUGUUUGGAGAGCCAGUGUUCGUUAGAGGCGCUACGUUUUCUCUGCGUGCCACUCAAUAGCAGUGCGAGGGUGGCGGGUGAGUGUGUCCCUCUGGAACGGAUUUGUGAUGACCACUUGGACUGUGCCAACGGGGUCGACGAGGCGCCUUACCUCUGUCGCAGCUCCGAGCCCGCCAAAUCUUCCUCUGUCGUUGCCGCCAUCGCACAGCUCUUCGCCGCUCAGGUGGCUCAGGAGGCAGUGAAGGAGGCGGCGGCGGCAGCACUGUCGCGGGUGGACUCGCGGCUGCGUACCCUCCUCACCUACGUACUAUCCGCUCUUUUCGGCCCUCUUCUCAUCGUCCUUACUGUUGGGCUCGUGUGCCGUUCUAGCGCCGCCUCCUCUGCUACCGGUCGACGGUCAGCUGAGGAGACUCGACGUGCAAGACAGCAAGCGCGCUUCAACUCUCCCAUUCAACGUCUCAUCCGCGAUGAAAUUCGUCGUCGUCCCCCUCCUCCAACGUACGAGGAAGCGUUAAACAAUAGUCUUUUUGAGGAACCAAUUCUUGAGGGGGUGGUGCCACCACCUCCACCUGAGCCUCUCCCAGGUGCCCUCUCACAGGAUCGCAUCGCUGCUGUCCGCGAACUCUCCAUGAAGCCCACCCCCACACGCGUCGACGUGGCCAUUUCCUGUAAUCUUCUCGGUGAUGUCAUCAACCCCCCUUCUACCCAUAACCAGCAUUACCGUCGUCGACGUCGUCGGCCUCUCCUAGCAUCCCCCUCUUCACCUUCCACUCAACUGAUGUCCACGAUGUUGGCCACACCUACUGCGAUAGAAGAGGGUGAAGUCGAAGGUGUACCGCAGUCAUCCAUGGAAGGUGGCUCCGGCCAGGGUCUUCUUGGACGCUGGUUCGUAUCCACUUUGGGGAGUUGGAGACGUGCUGGCAGUGGUAAUGGUGUCGAUGAUGGUGGUUCAAGAAGGGACUACGAACAACCUGAAAUCUCCGAGGCAACCGUAGUUUCGUCCAUGCAUGAAGAGGAAGGGAUAGAGGAUGAGUACGCCUCUAUCACGUCACGGCGCGAGUCCAUCAACGGAGAAGACGAAGAGGAGGCAGAUGAAGGUGUUUGGAAGUGUAAAUUGAUCGUCUUUUUUAAAUGUCAAAGAACUUCAAUCAAACUAGGUAAUAGGUAUGCUGUUGAUAUAAUAAGCUGCUUCCCAUUUUGUCGAUGUAUGAGGAUUUUAAACUUCCACAUUAACAUGAUCUUCCUUUGGAAGCUGUCGCUAGCAAGCGCUUGGGUUAUUGUGUUUGCGAAAUCAGUGGGAGGUGCUCCUAUGGAAGGUGAACUGUUGCUAGAGGCUACGACAACAGCUGUAGCAGGUGGAGAGCUGGAAAAUAUAGUUGUGGAGACGAGUCAAGAUGGCGGCGAUAACGAUGGUCAUCGUAGCUACAUAAGCUCCAAGUCCUCCUUUUUCCAAUCGCAGAUGUCAGAAUCAACCACAACUGGUGCGGGAGGUUUUGGGAGGGAGGACGGAAACGUGGAAUUCAUUAAUCUAGACGAGGACACGGACACUGGUGACUCAGAAUUCGAGCCUCCUGAAGGCAGUGGAGUCCAGGAUGAUGAUAGCAUUGCAGCGGAGGAGGAUGUUGCUGAUGAAGAGGAGGUUAAUGGUUUGAUGAGGGAGAGCGAGAUGUCACUGAGCGAACUUCUGGCCUCCUAUGGUCUUCCCGCUUCUGCCAUUCCCGUUGAGACCGUCUCAUCAACAAUGAAUACGUCGACUUCGGGCGAGCGAGCUAUCACGCGUAAACGCCGCUACAAUGGCAGCGCAACACAGGCACCUAUCGAGGCAUCGGUGACGGUCCAGAGCAGCAGCAACGGUACUGUUCAUCCGCCUGCUCAGAUUAAGUCCACCGGUAUGAGGGCAAUCGAAAUUGAUCUCACGUCGAGUAAUGGUGAGGCAGAGGAGGAGCUAGUGGAUGACGUAGUAAUGGACGAUGAAGCUGAUGACGACGCAGACGUAGAUGAAGACGAAGACGAUGAUGAUGAUGAGGAGGAAGUCGGUUCUGAUUGCAAGAAUCAUACCGUCUCACUUUGGUGUCAGGCACUUGCGGCCGGUGACUCUCCACCAGCCUAUAACUCUGAGGAAGACGAAGAUUACCUGCCCAACGUUGAAGGAGAGGGUGAUUGGCGUGGUGAGAUGCGCGUGGGAGAUGAGUACCAAGCCAGUGUGCCAUCCACACCACCGCCGGUAAACUUGCGGACGGACUCGCACUUGGGCGUGGAGGCGCGAAUGCUGUGGAAACCAAGUCACCUAUCGGAGGUGGAGGUGGAGCACUACCAGCAGAACUACUCACGCAUUCUUGCGCUCUCUGCACCAACCACUCGUGUACCUGACGACGAAGAAGCACUCUUCCUCCUUCUUCGAUGCAGUUUCGAUCCUGAUGAGGCAUUGAGUCGUCUCCAAAUGAAGCCCGUCCAACCCACUGAAAUUCUUCCUUACCUGGAGACCUGGAGCGAGUCAGAUUGCACUGCGUUUGAAAAAGGAUUCAUUGCAUUCAAUAAGAACUUCUUCCAGAUCCAACAAAGUAAGUUGCGUCAUAAGACAGUGGGCGAAUUGGUGCAUUUCUACUACCUCUGGAAGAAGACUGCACGCCACGACGAGUUUGUUCGUCUUUAUCGACGCGAAAAGAAGAAACCCCUCCAUCCCGGCAUUACAGACUUUAUGGACUGUCUCAUGAGGGAGCAGCUUUCCGUAGUGGCUGGUCUCCCAGAUGAGGCGGGUGACCUUGAACCCGACUGCCAGAACAAAUCGCAAGCCCAAGUGACUCCCCCAAAGGCAGAACUUCCCACUCCGUCCAUCCAUGCCACCUCCUCAACAAAUGCGAUCGGUCCGUCGGAUCGCGGAGAGGCACCCAGUCAGUACGCGUUAACAGUUAAUCGCGGCAGCUCUGCCGAGAACUGA